AUGAUAGAAACACCUUUUUGUUUACCAGAUGAGCCAAUAGGUAAUGAAAAUAGAGUAAAUCAUGAUAUAAAACCAAUUGCGACAAGAUUCAUCUUAUCCAAUGUUAAGAGCAAGACAAAAAGUAUGGGAUUAACACUGUUGAAAAACUUGGUUAAAAAUAAUACGAACCAAAGAUAUGAAUAUUUUAAGUCGAAGAGUGAGCUAUACGAUGAAUUAAAAGAAACAUUGGGUAAAGGUUCAGGAGGAAGUGUUAAAAUAGUUCGGCGCAAGACAGAUGAUAGAAUAUUUGCGGCUAAAAUAUUUCGUCAUAAAAGUUCUGAUGAAAACCAUAAAGAAUAUUUUAAAAAGAUAACCAAUGAAUAUUGCAUUAGCAGCACAUUAAAUCAUCAAAACGUCAUCAAUACACUCCAUAUCGUAUAUGAUCGAUCACAUAAUCAAAUGAUCCAAAUCCAAGAAUAUUGUGAAUAUGAUUUAUUUUCUAUAGUGGUAUCGCAAAUGAUGACAUACAAAGAGAUUAAAUGCUGUUUUAAACAGAUAUUACACGGAGUCCAAUACUUGCAUGGAAUUGGUAUAGCCCAUCGAGAUUUGAAACUCGACAAUUGUGUCAUUACCAAAAAUGGCACGGUCAAAAUAAUAGAUUUUGGAGUCGCAAUGAUAUACAGAGACCCUCCACCACAAACUACAAAAUCUAUCAUAAUGAGUACUGGAAUAGUUGGAAGUGAUCCGUAUAUACCUCCUGAGGUGUAUAUGUUUAACAAGUAUGAUCCAAGAGCUGUUGAUAUUUGGUCAUUAUCGAUAUUAUUUGUAUGUAUGUAUACGAGGAGGUUUCCAUGGAAGGGACCUCAUUUAAAUGAUGAAUCAUUUCAAUUAUUUUGCCAAGGCCGCGGUAGUAGAUCAUUGAAGCAACUAUUAACAUGUCGCAAACAAUCCUGUUCCCACAAACGAUCCAAACCAAGGAAACAUACUAACGGCAGUGGCAAGACAGAAGAAGGUUCAAAUAUUGUGGGGCCUGAAUUCUUACUACAGCAAAUACCCGCCGAAGCAAGAGGUACUAUAGAUCGAAUGUGUCGGUUGGCUCCAAGUGAACGAAUUGGCAUCAAUGAGCUUUUGGAAGAGGAUGAAUGGUUGCAAGAGAUUGAAAUGUGUAGUUCUAGAGGAAUUGACGAUAGUCCUAUUAUGUAUCCUCAUCACCACCAUACGCAGGUGUCAUCAGAUAAAUCACAUAUGGCGAAAUGGAGAAAAAACAAAACAUGA
Messenger RNA from Vanderwaltozyma polyspora DSM 70294, 1254 nucleotides. RefSeq lists its product as uncharacterized. Bases 1 to 1254 code for a protein of 417 amino acids. The transcript has a single exon. NCBI's taxonomy places the organism in Eukaryota, Fungi, Ascomycota, Saccharomycetes, Saccharomycetales, Saccharomycetaceae. Gene Ontology annotation, molecular function: protein serine/threonine kinase activity; ATP binding. Gene Ontology annotation, biological process: protein phosphorylation; intracellular signal transduction. The record is from RefSeq and is a predicted model, not a curated record.